AUGGUGAGAACUCGUGGUGCUUCCUCUAAGAAGACCCCUGCUUCUCAAUCCAGGAAGGUGCCCUCUCCAUCGCCACCUCCAUCUGUGUCAACGGCGGCUCCAUCUGUUCCAGCACCUGCCUCAUCUGUUGGAAAGACUUGCAAAUCCAAGGAGCGCAAGAAGGUGUUCUCCCUCUCUCAUGAACACCCCAUGGUGUUUCCAGAUAUCUCAGCUGACAUUGUCGAUGUUGCACCACCAUCUGAAGUGGUGGUGCCCUCUCGAGCCAAGGACCCAUCUCCUCUUCCGAUUGAUUCGAAAUUGGGAUUGGACGCGUCUUCUUCUCCCUUGACUGCUACUAAGAAAAGAUUGAAGGCUCAUCCCCCUUCUCUGUCUUCCUCCGAAUCCGACCCUGAGGAAGAAAAGUCUGAAUCUGAAGCAACCCAUGAUACCACCUUAUCUGAUGAAACGGUUCCUGACAAUGCAGAAUCAGAGGCUGAGUCUGAUGAGCUAGAAAAAGAAGACAUUUUCCCCUCUGAACAAGAAGUCGAAUCUGACUCAGAACCCAUUGCAACUCCUUUGUCAUCCAAGGCUAAAGGGAAGAGACCUAUUUCUGAUCCUACACCUUCUCCAAAAUGUUCAGUCAAGGAAUUCUAUGCCAAUCUUACUAAUGAAAUUAUUGAACCUAAAUCUUCUCUGUAUAAUAAAGUGUUUGUUAGGGGCCAUUGGUUCUCUUUUUCUCCUCAAGAUAUUUCCCUUGCUUUGCAUCUUCCCCUUGAUGUCGAGGAUGAUGAUGAUGUUGCCUCUCUUGACAAGGACACGGUUAUCACUGAACUGGUAGGGCAAAAAAUUGUAUGGCCAUCUAAUACAGUCAUCUCGGUCUCUAAUCUCACCUACACUUAUGCUGUCCUCCAUAAGUUUGCCAGAACGAAUUGGAAGCCCACUUCUCACACCGCCACUAUCUCUUUUGAUAUGGCUUCAUUUUUGUACAAGGUGGGGACCGGUCUUGGUAUAAAUUUGGCUUUGGUUAUUCAUGAUCAAAUCAUUGGGUUUUGCAAAGGUAAUAGGAAAAAGUUGAAUCUUCCUUUUCCUCUAGUUAUUUAUAAAGUGUUGAGUAUGCAGAAAAAAGAUCUCCAACGUGAUCAAGAAGACUUGGUGGCUCCCACUACUGCUGCUUCCUACAAGGCCUCUGCUCCUCCUUCUGAAGCCACUGAUGUUCCAUCAACCAAGAAAGUCAAGCCCCAAUCUCUAAAGUUUUCCUCGAAUGACAUUACUCAUGCGUCCUCCUCUAUUGCCACAGAUUCCGGACUUGUUGCAACAGAAAUAGCUGUUGUUCGAGCCUCUGUUGAUUCUUUGGCUGCUCGAGUGAUGUCAAUUGAAGGACUGCAACGUUCUGUGUUGGAGGUUGUUCAAUCUCUGUCCAAAGAUCCAGUCAUUUAG
This is a messenger RNA of Humulus lupulus (European hop), 1416 nucleotides long. RefSeq lists its product as uncharacterized. The transcript has 3 exons. NCBI's taxonomy places the organism in Eukaryota, Viridiplantae, Streptophyta, Magnoliopsida, Rosales, Cannabaceae. Bases 1 to 1416 code for a protein of 471 amino acids. The record is from RefSeq and is a predicted model, not a curated record.